Molecule: messenger RNA, 3709 nt
Organism: Neocloeon triangulifer
Lineage: Eukaryota; Metazoa; Arthropoda; Insecta; Ephemeroptera; Baetidae
Product: probable lysine-specific demethylase 4B
Exons: 17
Coding region: 219-3251 (1010 amino acids)
Biological process (GO): chromatin remodeling
Cellular component (GO): nucleus
Molecular function (GO): histone H3K36 demethylase activity; histone H3K9 demethylase activity
Source: RefSeq, a predicted model, not a curated record
GACUGCCGACGACCUUCGUUCGAGUACGAGGUGCAAGUGUUUUUAGCAAUGGAGGUCUAGCGGAGUAUGUUGUUGUAAAUGCGAAUUCUCCUUUAUUUCACGAGCGGACUGCGUUAUAAAGUUCAGCAUUGGAUUCGGCUACCGACUCUUUCCAUAACCGACACGCCGAAAAGGCCGAAUUUUCCGAGUGAACUUUGAAAUUAGGAUUAAGCGUCAAUAUGGGCUCGAAGAAUAGGAACUCGUUUCGCGUGCCGGAUAUUAUGGUCUUCAGGCCAACUAUGGAAGAAUUUAAAGACUUCAAUAGCUAUGUCUCCUACAUGGAAAGCCAAGGGGCUAACCUCGCCGGCUUAGCCAAAGUAAUCCCUCCACCGGAAUGGAAGCCACGCUCAGGCACUUACGAUAUGUCCGAAAUUGGCCACUUCAAAAUUCCUGCACCCAUCAGCCAAAUCCUGAACGGCGUCGGAGGCACUUACCAGCAAAUCAACCUGCAGAAAAAACCCAUGACGGUCAGCGAGUAUAAAGAGCUGGCGGAAUCAAUGAAGUAUUGCAAGUACAGACCCCCUCUCGGAGACAAUGAAGAAGUUGAGAGGGCAUACUGGAAGCACAUAUUGUACGGAGAGCAAAUUUAUGGAGCUGAUGUCAGUGGCUCCUUGAUGGAUGAUGACCUGAAAGAAUGGAACAUCAACAAGCUUGGCUCGAUUCUUGACUACGUGAGUGAGGACUACAAGAUAAACAUUGAGGGUGUCAACACAGCGUACCUCUACUUCGGCAUGUGGAAGACCACCUUUGCCUGGCACACAGAGGACAUGGAUCUGUACAGCAUCAAUUACCUGCACUUUGGUGAACCAAAAACAUGGUACGCCAUUCCUCCGUCGCACGGACGAAGAUUUGAGCGGGUGGCCGCCGGUCUCUUUCCGGACCACUUCAAGAGUUGCAAGGCUUUUCUCCGACACAAGACGUCGCUUCUCUCGCCUUCCAUACUUAAGGCUCACAGCAUUCCCUACCAAACUAUUACUCAAGAAGCUGGAGAGAUUAUGAUCACCUUCCCGUACAGCUACCACGCUGGCUUCAACCAGGGCUUCAACUGCGCCGAGUCAACAAACUUUGCGUCCAAACGGUGGGUAGAGUAUGGGAAGCGCUGUCUCCACUGCACUUGUAUGAAAGAUUCAGUGAAGAUUUCCAUGGACGUGUUUGUCCGACGCCUUCAGCCAGAGAGAUAUGACCAGUGGCUCCUGGGAAAAGACAUAGGAGAGCACCCCGAAGUGCCAGGACAGAAAAUUCCUGCUCCACUUCCUGACGGAGGCUUUGCUAGGAGGUCACCAGAAAAGAAUGCAGACUUGGUGAAGAAAACAUCUAAAAGACACCCAAUACACAAGCGGCCAGCUUCGCCAUCUCUCAGUCGAUCACCAGAAAGCUCAACAGACUCUUGUGAAGGCGAGGAUCUCCCUGAUGAGCAGGACCUUGCCUAUUUGGAAGAGAUCUACAUAAAAGGUGGUGAGCUUGACCCCAAGGACGCCACCAUACUUGAUGAUGGGCAUGGAAUGCGCCACCACUUGCCAGGAGCUAAGAAACCAAACUCUGAUGAAGAAGCUGAAUGGCUUCCGUCAAGUGUUAAGAAAUCACCAAAGAAGAAGCUCAAGUGCAGGUUAGCCCCAGAAAUUAAACAUCUUAAGUCUUUGUACCCUAAGAACAGUAUCAACCCUUUUCCUAUUCAGACAACGUCUGGUGGUCGAAAGCCGAUGCUGAGUGCUACUGUGUUCCCUUCCGUGAACAGCCCUAGCCGUGCUGCCUCGACCACCUUCUACGGUAGUGAGAACUCGACCACCUUCUACUGUAACGAGGCUAUUAGCCGAAUCUUGGGGAAAGAUUUGACCUGCAUGCCUGUAGUGAGCAAAUCGCAAGCAGCCAGCCCCGUUCCGAAGAGGAAUUUCCCUUACAAAAGCACCAAAUCUGGCACUACAACGCCCAAGCCAAAGAGCUAUUACAGCCUUUAUUCCUCUCAAGUACAAACAUCGCCAAUCAAACCAGAGGAUAGCACGCCUCCAAAAAAUAUAGGUGUUGAUGUGUUGAGAGAUCUGAUCAAUGCAGCUGUGCUGAUUGACACAGACAUUGAAGGACUCUACAACUCUUACUGGAGUCAAAGCGAGCCACAUUGUUCACUGUGCACAGCCUUGUGCACCAGAAAAAGCAAAAUGCAUGACCCCAUGCCCGAUGACUGGAAAAAGUACAACUACGAAAGCAUCCCUGUUUACCAGAGUGAAAUUUGGUCACCUGCCUACGUCUUCAGCAGAAAACUGAAGGAUCAUAGCUCUGAUCAGAGCUUCGAGUUUGGCACCCAAAUCAACAAAUCGCCUCUGUUGACCUGCGAGAAAUGCAAAGUUUGUGUGCACGCUUCUUGCUAUGGAGAGUUUAGGACUGUGUUGCCCGGCCAGCCUUGGUGCUGUGACAAGUGCCGGGUGCAUAUGAGUGGAGCGUCUUGCUGCCUGUGCCCCAUUCCUUGGGGUCCACUGAAGCGUACAAGUGACAGGCGUUGGGCCCACCUUCUCUGCUCACUGGCCAUUUACGAGGUCAACUUCAUGGGAGAGGACAGGGAACCAAUCAAUGUGCACAAUAUCAACCAAGAUAGGCAGCACUUUAGCUGCUCAUACUGCAAGGGUUCCGGCCGUGGUGUUUGUGUUGAGUGCUGCCACCCUCUCUGCAAAGUUGCUUUCCAUCCCACCUGUGGAAUGGUCUGCGGCGCCAGGUUUUCAAUCAGCAAAGGGCCAACAGCAGUUCACGUUCUCGCUUCGUGUGCCGAUCACACUCCCUGUCCAGCCAAGGUGGCUACGAAAGUGUUGAAGAGGCCUAACAUUGGAGACCAAGUUUGGGCGAGGCACCCUAACGGCAGUUUUUACAGUGGAACAGUGGAAUGCGUGGACGAGAAGAUCUUUGCAUGGAUUGCUUAUGCAGAUGGAUCCUUCUCUAAUGAGACUGAGCCUCAGUUUGUCUCAUUUGGCUCAUACUGCCGAGACAAGCAACUUCGCAGUGGACUGCGUGUCGACGUUUUGAGUCCACAAGGCGUGGCCUACCAAGGAGACUAUGAGGGCUCUUCAUUGGCCCUUGUAUACACUGUGCGCACGGAGUCGCUACUUAUUACUGGCGUAAGGGACAGUGACCUGAUUGAGUUUGGCAAAUCCGAGCCUGCCCUCGUAGAGGAACAGGUGAAACAAGAGGUUCCUGAGGAAGCCACAAUUUCUUCGACUACAUCAUAAUGUGCUCGCAACUAACUUGAAAUUCUAUUCCACCUUCCAAUAAGCAAUUUUGUACAAUAGCCAUAAUUUCAAUUAUUCCUUUCUGUGACAAAGUCAAAGAGUUGAUUUAAAUCCCAAUUAAGUGAAUCCCAACGUCCAGACAUGGAAUUUGUAUUUAGAGAUGAUUUCACAUUCAAUAUUAAGUGUUUGUUUCGCUUGAUCGUAACUCCUGUUUUAACUGCAAGAUCUCCGUUUUUUGUUUGUUAAGUGUUAAGAGAAUUUAUGAACGCACGCUGAAGAUUAGAAAAUUAAGCCAAUUAUGCAAAGUUUAGUGUAACUUGCUUAGGAAAUUGAUUGAAUCUAUAAUUUCUUGUUGCUGUCAAGAGUUUGACUAUGUAAGGAAAAUUGUAAAACAUGUUUCUUGUGAACGAAUUGGAAUUAUUGAAUCCGAAUAAAUCUAAAUAAUAAUUAUCUGCAAA